Messenger RNA from Aureobasidium namibiae CBS 147.97, 588 nucleotides. Its product is annotated as bis-tetraphosphatase. Bases 1 to 588 code for a protein of 195 amino acids. The record is from RefSeq and is a predicted model, not a curated record. Gene Ontology annotation, molecular function: catalytic activity. Lineage: Eukaryota; Fungi; Ascomycota; Dothideomycetes; Dothideales; Saccotheciaceae. The transcript is spliced from 2 exons.
AUGCCACCCUCCUCCUCAAUAGCCAAAGCCAUCAAAUUCGGUCCUUUUACCGUGACUUCUCAAGUCUUCUACAAAACCCCCCUGACCUUCUGUCUCGUGAACCUCAAACCUUUACUCCCAGGCCACAUCCUAGUAUGCCCGUUGCGCUCCGUACCUCACCUCUCCGAUUUACGACCCAACGAACUGCACGACCUUUUCUCGACGGUUCAAUUGGCUAGUGUCACGUUGAAAAGAGUUUACGGGGCACCUGCGUGCAAUAUAGCGAUUCAAGACGGAGAGGCCGCGGGCCAGAGUGUAAAGCACGUGCAUUGCCAUGUGAUACCGAGAAAGGACAAAGAUAUGGAGGAGAGGGGUGGUGGGGAUAAGCUUUACGAGGAGUUGGAGGGAGUGGAGGGGGAUGUGGGGAUGCAUCAGAAGGAGCAGAUUCAAGGUGAGCAAAGGCAGGGCAAGGGGAAAUUUCCGAAACAAAAGGAUGAGGAUAGGAAGCCUAGGAGUAUGGAGGAGAUGGAGAAGGAGGCUGCUUGGUUGGCAGAGGAGAUUCUGAAGGAUGUAAGGGAGAGGGAGGGUGCGAAUGGGUCGUCUUUGUGA